AUGUCUUUAUUUAUUAAAGGUAGAAAUGCAUUAAAUUCUAAUUAGGUUUAUCAAAAUGUGAUGUAUUUGGUUAGACAAUUACAUUAAGAAUGAAUAAAUAAAAUUUUUAUAAGACUGCUUUUGGAGGAUGUGUAUCUCUUGUUUUAUUUUUUACAAUGCUGUUGAUUUUUUCUCAAAAUUUAAUCUCAUUUUUGAACAAAGAAAAUUUAACUGCUACAGUAUUAACAACAUUUGAAGAAUUUCCAUCUUUGGCUACUUUGAAUGACAAUACUUUUGCAUUUGCUAUCCAGAUUGAAUAAAAUAAUUUCAUUCAAAACCCUUUUUUUAAUAUAUAAGUUGAAUAGAAGCACAUAACUAGAUUUUUAAAUGGAUCGAGAUUUGAAAAUUCUUCAUAACUUAUUCUUAUUCCAUGCACAUUAGAUAGAUUUUCUAAUAUUUUUAAUUAAUAUGGUGUUAAUAUAACAAAAUAAUUUUAUGAUUUGGAUCUCUAGAAUUUCUUGUGCUUCAAGUAAUAAUUCAAAUUUAAUUUAGUUAUAAUUCCACAUUUUCUAUACAAGGUACUAAUUCAAGUAAUUAUAAUCAAAUAAUUUAAAGAUUAACAAUUUUAGUAUUUGAAAAUUUCAGUAAAUAAUUGUGUUACAAAUAAAUCAUGUGCUUCUGACGCGGAACGAUAAAAUGAAAUCUAAAAGAAUGGGUCAUUUAAAUUAAAACUUUACACAGUCAAUUAAGUUUACUAAAUUUCCAUAUAUUUAUUAGAUAUUAAAUCCAUAAAAUCCAGAUGAUUAAUAUUUGUAAACUUUUAUAGACGAUUCAUUCUAUUUAAAAUUUUUACCUUCAGAUGUAUUCAAAACAGUUGAUGUUUUUUUAAAAGAAUAUGAAGUAUAAAAUGAUCUCAGUUUAACUCCAUUUAGUGAUAUAGCAUUGUCAAAAUUUUAUAUCUUAGAUUAAUCAGAAAUAAAGGAAAGAAUAGAAUUUUAAUCUAAAACAUCAAAUGACAUCGCUGCAAUAUACUUUAGAAAAAGUCCUUAUAAAACAUCUAUUUACAGAAGCUACUUAAAAAUAGAUGAACUAUUAUCGAAUUUAGGAGGAAUUUAAUAGAUUUUCUUUUUUUUCCUAGGAAUUAUAUUAUCACUUUAUAAUAGAUUUUAAUGUACGAUAUUUAAAUUAUUGUAGUACUUGUAGAAUUAGCAAACAAAUUAUAUGAAUUUUCAUUGAUUCAUUUGUAACAUGAAAAAAUUCAAGAAGAAAAUUUAGAAUAAAUUAAUCAUUUAACAACGGAAAGAUAAGAAGAAUUAAGAACUAGAAGAUUAACUGAUUAAGAAUUAGAAAUUAAACUUGUUAAUCCAACCUAAAUUAAGUAGAAGGAAAAAAAUGGAAUUUUAAAAUUUGGUUUUAAAUAAAAAGAAGCUGAAUAAGAAAUUAAUGACCAAGAUGAUGAUAAUAAAAAUAUUAAAGAAGUUCAGAAAAAAUUUUAGAGAUCAUCAACAAGAUUAAUUAAGAAUCCUUUUGCAAAUAAAAUUAUACCUGAAAAUGGUCUAUAAUAUUUCAAAUAAUAAAUUAUCACAAUAAUAAAUAGAUCUUAACCAGUUUUAUUAAGUUUUAGUAUGAUUAUAAAUUUCAUUACUUGUAAUCGUUGUUGUUCAAAUAAAAAAAAUAUUUAAUUAAUGAAUAAAGCUAUGUAAAAAUGAAGUUUCAUUUUAGAGAUUAAAUAACCGAUUAAAUAGAUUUAUUUAAUAUACUUACAAAAUUGAAUGAAUUAGACAAAAUUAAAGAAGUUAUUUUUACACCUGAAUAAUUAUUAAUGUUUAAUUUUACUCCAAAACCAAUGAUAUCUCUAGAUAUGACUAAAAAAACAAUUAAUAGAUCUUAUUUUGAAUAGAGAUCUAAAUGUGAUAUAGAAUCUGAGUAACAAAAACAUCUAUUUGUAGGCCUCAUGAAAUAAGAUAGAAAAAAUCAAUACCUAUUUAAAGAGGAAUGCAUUUAAGAGGAGAUGCUUAAUUGUAUUAGGAUAUAUACAAUGUAAAGUUCUAUAUAUAAAUAGGCAUAUGAUGAAGUUCUCUAAGAUUAAGAAGAGAAUAUUAUCAAUAAAUAACUUAUUAAAAAGUUAGGUCCUGAAGUUUAAGCUAUAUUUAAACUAUCAAAAUUUAUUGAUCAAUAAAAACUCUCUGCAAGAUCUUAAAAAAGGAAAAUUUUAUUAUAAUACAAUGAAUCUCCUAGUAUCGAUUGA
This is a messenger RNA of Paramecium sonneborni, 2227 nucleotides long. The record is from the annotation of a GenBank genome assembly. NCBI's taxonomy places the organism in Eukaryota, Ciliophora, Oligohymenophorea, Peniculida, Parameciidae.